Messenger RNA from Sphaeroforma arctica JP610, 597 nucleotides. RefSeq lists its product as hypothetical. Gene Ontology annotation, molecular function: calcium ion binding. Lineage: Eukaryota; Ichthyosporea; Ichthyophonida. The record is from RefSeq and is a predicted model, not a curated record. The transcript is spliced from 6 exons. Bases 1 to 597 code for a protein of 198 amino acids.
AUGAUAUUUGUGUCCUUCUUCGAGAUUUGGAUCAACCUGAUCCGCCUUUCGCCUAUCACCAUGGUUAUAUACGCGUAUUGUGUCUUCUUUGGAUUUGUAAUUCUUGCUCUCGAGGUGAGCCCCAGGUUCAUGCCAAAGUCCUGGGUCGUAGCUGUACGAACGAAUGCGCUGUUUCUCACCAGGCUACACGGCCGUGCCUUCUUCUAUAUCUUUGUUGGCACACUCAUGCUCGCUCAAUGGCACUGGAUGCAAAUGAUGAGUGGGGGGUUGUUGAUCUUCACUGGUAUCGUCAUGAUGAUCUCGGGGGGUGUUGCCAACAAGAAACUCAACAGCCUUAAGAGGGAAAUGACCGAUCCCCAGGAAGUGCGAGAAAAUUUUUACGCCCAUGAUCUAGAUGGCAAUGGUGCACUUGACACUAAGGAAGUUGCGGCGCUAUGUGCAAGCCUUGGAACGGUCUUGUCGCGAGUCGAACUUGAACGCGCGCUUAUGUGCCCGUCUAAUAAUAGCUUGACUUUUCAACAGCUCUUGGACAGCAAUCACGAUGGAAUGGUUUCCUAUGAAGAAUUUUACAACUGGUGGAUGGAUCGAGAGGAAUAA